This is a messenger RNA of Apis cerana (Asiatic honeybee), 1784 nucleotides long. Its product is annotated as sensory neuron membrane protein 2. Gene Ontology annotation, molecular function: scavenger receptor activity. Gene Ontology annotation, cellular component: membrane; cytoplasm. The record is from RefSeq and is a predicted model, not a curated record. Lineage: Eukaryota; Metazoa; Arthropoda; Insecta; Hymenoptera; Apidae.
GAUUUGAUUUUAAAGAUGACAUAAAGAUAAUCGUAACAAGUACAUAAUUGCAUUGCUCAUUAUUUAUUUAUAAUAAAAGUCAGAAUCAGUAAAAAAUUAUCGCAAUAAAUAUUUCUUUAUAACAUUUUACUGAAUGAGUUCAUGCAAGAAACUAAAUAUUAGACAAAAUUUAAGUAAUAGUACAAAUACAAUUUAUUUUAAUUAAACUUAAUAUAUUAUAUAUUAUAAAGAAAAAAUUAGGAUAAACAAUGUGGUCCUAUCAAGUGUGUGCAAUUAUUUGUCUUAUUUUUGGUAUAUAUGUGUUUAUAACAAAUAUGUUCUCAGAGGGAUUAUUCAGCAUUAAAAAUAAUAUAUUUAAGAAUUUACCACUCGUUAAAGGUAAAGACAUGUACAACGAGUGGAUAUUACCAGUAUCUUUAAUCUUUAAAUGUUACUUAUUUAAUGUUACGAAUCCUGAUGAAGUGAUGCAAGGAGAUAACCCAAAUCUGGUUGAAUAUGGUCCAUUCACUUACAAAGAAGUAUUCGAAAAACAAAUAGUGGAUGUGAAUGAAGAAUUGGACGAAAUUAUCUAUGAUGUAAAAUCAACGUUCAGGUUUGACAAAUAUGCAAGUUUGAAUAUAUCUAAACGUGAUACAGUUACUAUAUUAAAUCCUGCAUACAUUGGAACUAUAUCGAUGUUAAACACUUUACCUCCAACUUAUAUGGAAAAAUUUGGUAAUAAUAUACCAAAAUUAUUUCCAAAUCAAAAGAGUAUUUUUUUAAAAGCUAAUCCUAAGGAAAUACUUUUUGAUGGAGUUAAACUUACAUGUAAUGAAAGAAAAUUCCCUGAAUUGAAUAUGAUAUGCAAAACAUUGAAGACACUUCGAUCACCUGUAUUAAAAGAAGGCGAAAAGGACGGCGUUUAUUAUCUUAGUGUCUUUCAAAGAAUUAAUGGUACUAUUCGAGGACGAUUUUCUGUUAAUAGAGGUGUUAAUAAUAUAACUGAAUUAGGUAAUAUAUCAUCUUAUAAUGGGAGAAGAGUGCAAACAAUAUGGAGAACUGAGAAAUGUAAUACAGUAAGAGGAUCUGAUUCAAUUACUUGGGCACCAUUAGUAAAUCCAUUGCCUUCAGUUUUAACAUUUGUAUCAGAUUUAUGCAGAAGUAUAGAAACGGAUUAUGAUAAGAAAGUUUCGAUAUACGGUUUAAUCGGAUACCGAUAUGUCAUGAAAGAAAGAACCUGGUUCCUGAACACAUCGCAGUGUUAUUGUUUGGAAAAAAACAAAGUACCAAAUUGUUUGCCGCAGGGUUUAAUCGAUGUCACAGAUUGUCUGAAAAUACCGAUAAUCAUGUCAGAACCUCAUUUUUUACACGGUGAUCCGCAACUCUUGAUGUAUGCACGUGGCUUAAAUCCGAAUGAAGAUGAGCACGAGACAUUUAUCGUUAUAGAACCAUACACUGGGACACCUCUUUCUGGACAAAAGAAAAUACAAUUAAAUUUGAAAUUGGAAAGACAACCAGUCGAUUUGCUUUCAAAUAUCAGCGAGGGAUAUUUUCCUCUUUUGUGGUGCGCGAACGGAAACACGCCAGACUUAUCCGUUAUAAUAUUAACGUUUCAAUUACUCCGUCUUGCAAAACUCAUCAAAUUCAUAGAUGUAAUUCCUUUGAUGAUUGGAAUUCACAUGACCAUCGUGACUAUGCUUUACUGCAAUUGUAAAAAACGCAAACGACAAUCAACAAUUUCAAUCGCAGAUUCAUUAUUAAUAUCAUCGAAUUCGCAGUCGAACAAUGCAUGGAGAUCUACAUAA